AUGCCGUACAAGUGUUGUGUGCCGCAGUGCCGCGGCAAUUAUGACUCGACACGCAAGGUGCGCGUUUUCCGGUUUCCCCACGACGAGGAACUGUGCAGGAAAUGGGUGCGCGCUGUACCGCGAGAGAACUUCAGUCCGACACAGUAUUCCAGGGUUUGCGAGCUGCACUUCCAACCCGAAGACAUAAUGUACGAGACUUCGUACGUCGACGAUCGAACAGGGCGUACGGUAACGGCGCCUUUGCCCAGUUCCCGCAUUCGUCCUGGUGCUGUGCCUUCGAAAUUUCCGGCCUGCCCAUCAUAUUUCUCAAAAGAGAGCACGAGCAGAGAAAGCCCGGACUCGAAGCGGAAGCGGUUUGAAGCGGAAGCCCUCCAGGCAGCUAUUGCAGAAUCUAUUGCAGCUAUUGCUAAAUGGCAAAUGCUAACGCUCGUGUACGAGUAG
Molecule: messenger RNA, 441 nt
Organism: Rhipicephalus microplus (southern cattle tick)
Lineage: Eukaryota; Metazoa; Arthropoda; Arachnida; Ixodida; Ixodidae
Product: THAP domain-containing protein 2-like
Source: RefSeq, a predicted model, not a curated record